AUCCUCCCCCAAAUUUCUCUGUACUUUUCUCUCUCCCUCAAAAUUCAAUCCAAAGAAAAGAAGGGAACGGACAACAGCUACGAAGAAAAUAAAAUUUAGUAUAACACAUAUAUAUACUUUCAUGCCAUCCAGCUUACACAUUGGGGUUAUAAUUUGCAUUAGUUGGGCUACUUUUAUUUAUCGUGGGUGCAUUUGGAGGCGGCUGCCAUGGUAAUGGGCGCGCACGUGGCCCCACUUGUGCGCGCUCCAACCCUCCAAGAUACCAGGACGAGCACGAAUGGAAGUUUAUCAAGAAGAGGAAGAAAAUUUACAAGAAGAAGAUAUACAUUAUCAAGUUAUGGUAUUCUUAAUGCAGAACCAUUAAAAUUGUUGUUUUUGGUAUUGUUUUUGUGGUCAGGUGUGGUCCUAGGAGGACCCGACAUGAACACAGCAUCCCUUAUAAGGUUUAAGAGCUCGUUAGCCAAUGCCGAUGAAGCACUAUCAGAUUGGUUGCCUGAUACAGCUCCAUGUCCUGGAAAUCAGGAGCCCUCUUGGUUCGGUGUUAUUUGCUCCCAAGAAGGGGUGGUGUGGGGAAUUCAGCUUGAAAAGCUGAACCUGAGUGGUGAAAUCGAUGUUGAUGCUCUCACUGCUUUACCCCUGCUAAGGACCUUAAGCUUUAUGAACAAUCAAUUUGAUGGUCCCCUACCUGCAUUCAAGAAGAUCGGGCCAUUGAAAACCCUCUACUUGUCAAACAACAAUUUUGCAGGCCCUAUUGCAGAUGAUGCAUUCGAGGGCAUGGAUUCCUUAAAAAAACUCCACCUGGCCAACAACCAAUUCACUGGAAAUAUUCCAACCUCAAUUUCCUCCCCUAGGCUGUUAGAAGCUAAGUUUGAAAAUAAUCAGUUUGAAGGGCGUAUACCAGAAUUCCCACCAGGUCUCAAAGUCUUGGAUCUUUCUAACAACAAAUUAGAGGGUCCUAUACCAAAGAGUAUCAAUAGUAUGGAUCCUGCCGCAUUUAAAGGCAACAAGAAACUCUGCGGGCCACCUCUGGAUACUCCCUGUCCCACUGAUGCUCCAGCUCCCUCUCCUGACAAGUCACCUAUCGCAGAUGGAAAUCCUGGAAAUUCAUCUACAUCUGCUGGACGAAUAAUCAUAAUUGUAAUAAUCUGUUUGCUAGCAUUAGCUGCAGUAAUCGUACUUUACAUAAUAUACCACCGCAGAAACAAUCUUCAUUCAACACAACUAGGAAGGACAAUGUCAAAUUCAGGUGAGAGUGCGCCAGCUAUGGAGAUAGCUCCUCCUGCUGCUGCUCGAGUCAAGAAGGCUGAUCAACAACAGCAGCAUGGGAAGUUAGCAUUCAUUAAGGAAGACAGGCAAAGAUUUGAGUUGCAAGACUUGCUCAGAGCUUCUGCAGAGGUGCUGGGGAGUGGAAGUUUUGGCUCUUCAUAUAAAGCAGUGUUAAUGGACGGCCAAGCUGUAGUUGUCAAGAGAUUUAAACAAAUGAGUAACGUUGGCAGAGAAGAGUUUCACGAGCAUAUGAGGAGGCUCGGUAGGCUGAACCACCCCAACCUACUUCCCCUAGUUGCUUAUUACUACAGAAAAGAAGAAAAGCUCUUGGUUUUCGACUUUGUAUACAAUGGCAGCCUGGCUGGCCACCUACAUAAAAAACACACCAAAGAAAGUCCAGGACUCAACUGGCCCAUCCGCUUAAACAUCAUCAAAGGAGUGGCCAAGGGAAUGAGUCAUCUCUACGAAGAGCUCCCCAGUCUAAUCGUACCCCAUGGUCACUUAAAGUCUACAAAUGUGCUUCUUGAUAAAUCCUUCCAGCCCCUCUUAAUGGACUAUACCCUCCUCCCCGUGGUGAACGCGUCACAAGCCCACCAGCUGCUGACAGCUUACAGGUCCCCUGAGUACGCCCAACAAGGACACAACACGAAAAAGUCUGACGUUUGGUGUCUAGGGGUGCUGAUACUGGAGAUUUUAACAGGUCAGUUUCCUGCAAACUAUAUACUUUCCAAGGGGGACUUCACAAAUUGGAUCAAUACAAUUACCUCUGCUCUUCCGGUCUUAGAAGUCAGAAGUGUAAUGAGUAGCGGUGUCCAAGUGUUCGACCAAGACAUGGGAUCUACUGACAAUGCUAAAGGCGAAAUGGUGAAGCUUCUUAAGAUUGGUUUGAGUUGUUGCGAGAGUGAGGUGGACAAAAGGCCGGAUAUGAAUGAGGCUGUCAGCCAAAUUUUGUCGGUAAAAGAGAGAGAUUUAUGAUGAUCCUUUGGAAAUAAGAGCUGAUAACAUGUUCCUAAUCCUUCUAAACAAGGAAGCCAUGCAUUUAUAUCAUUCCUGUCCAGGUUGCAUUCGCGUCGUCUCAAGAGAAGAAAAAUGAUGUAAAAUUGAAGCUUAUUUGUGAUCCUUGCUUGCAUACAUACUUAGUUUGUAGUGUUACUGAAAUUAAUCAACUACUUAAUUCAUCGCAGUUUGUUGUC
Molecule: messenger RNA, 2459 nt
Organism: Daucus carota subsp. sativus
Lineage: Eukaryota; Viridiplantae; Streptophyta; Magnoliopsida; Apiales; Apiaceae
Product: pollen receptor-like kinase 4
Exons: 2
Coding region: 208-2241 (677 amino acids)
Biological process (GO): protein phosphorylation
Molecular function (GO): protein binding; ATP binding; protein kinase activity
Source: RefSeq, a predicted model, not a curated record